Molecule: messenger RNA, 3035 nt
Organism: Pectinophora gossypiella (pink bollworm)
Lineage: Eukaryota; Metazoa; Arthropoda; Insecta; Lepidoptera; Gelechiidae
Gene: Ykt6
Product: synaptobrevin homolog YKT6
Exons: 2
Coding region: 210-806 (198 amino acids)
Biological process (GO): endoplasmic reticulum to Golgi vesicle-mediated transport
Cellular component (GO): Golgi apparatus
Molecular function (GO): SNAP receptor activity
Source: RefSeq, a predicted model, not a curated record
ACGUAUUGCGGGGAGUGUGGGUUAAUUCCUAUCCCAGACCUAAUAAAAUUAUUACAGUUGCAUGGCUUAGAAAGUGUUAUCACAGAAUAUAAUCAAUUUUAGAAACUACUGAAGUGAUUUCCUGUGGACAUAUAUUCAGUAGUCAUCACAAACUACUGUGCCAGUUGAGAGAAGAUUCUUCUGCCAAGAAGAACAUAAAUAGCCCCAAAAUGGUGAAAGUUUACGCUCUUCUGGUACUCCACAAAGGUGUGAACAGUGGUACCAUCUUAAAGGCAGCAUAUGACUUGCAGAGCUUCAGUUUCUUCCAAAGAGGCUCUGUCCAAGAAUUCAUGACGUUUGUGAGCAAAACAAUGGUGGAGAGGACACAGCCUGCAUCACGACAGUCUGUUAAGGAAGGAGAGUACAUGCUGCAGGUAUAUGUCCGAGCCGACAAUUUGGCAGGAAUACUGAUAUCAGAUCAUGAGUACCCUAACAGAGUGGCACACACAUUGAUCACAAAGAUUCUUGAUGAGUUCACAGCCAGGGUGCCAGCUACUCUGUGGGCCACAGGUAAUGAGUCUACUAUUGAUUUCCCUGUGCUGCCAGAAUAUCUGGCCAGGUACCAGAACCCAAAAGAAGCUGAUGCUUUGACUAAAAUACAAAAUGAUCUGGAUGAAACAAAAAUUAUAUUACAUGAUACUAUAAAAGCUGUUUUAGAACGAGGCGAAAAACUGGACGACUUGGUGGCUAAAUCUGACAGUUUGUCAAUGCAUAGCAAAGCAUUUUACAAAACUGCUCGUAAGACCAAUAGCUGCUGCAACUUUUAAAUUGCAGGCGAAUUUUACUCUGGCCAUACAUAAUUGUUACUUAUCAAAGAUUUCUAAAUGUUUUGAGUGUCUGUAUUGGACAAGAUAUACUGAAAAUACUACAGUACUGGUGCUGUAGUUCUUAUUAUACCAAAAUAUAAUUUUCAGUAUUCUUGACCACUUAUACCAUAUAGAUCAAUGUACUUGAUGUGACUUGAAGCUUUUGAUGAAUUUAAUUAUUCUUAAUAGAAGUAGUAAUAACUAUUCUAAGACAUGUUCUUUAAGAACUAAAUACUAAAUGGACAAAGGACUUUUUUAGUUUGAGUUCUCUUUAGUUGAGAUUUUAAUUGGUUGCAAAUGUAUUAUUGUUUCUAUAUUACAUUAUAGUAUUCUGGUUCUAUAAAAGUACUUGAAACUUAAUUAAAUUGGCUAAACAUUUUAUUUUGUAUGUAAGAAAGAAUGAAUAUUGACUAGUGACUGAAAGAAGACUACAGUAUUGUAGGCGUUGUAUGUUCUAACUAUUUGCAGAGGUAAAAAUCGGUCAUUCUUUAUACAGCUUAAGUAGGUGUUAACCUGCCUGUUUUCAUUACUUUUUUGUAUUAUAAUUCCAAAUUAGAAUGACCGAAUUCUACUUUUAGCAAAUAGGUCAUGUUUAGACUGUAUUGAACAUCACAAGUUACGAUAAAAUGGACUGAUGUUAAAAUAAUGAUUGGAUGUUAUUCUAAUGUGGCCUAAAUUUGUAAAUAUUACAUUUACAUAAGGAGUAAGGAAUUUUGGGUAAAUUAAGGGCUGCUUGCACUAUGUGAAUAUGCUGUAAUUGAUUAAAGCUGUUACUUGGUAAUAUGCACAUAUAGAUUUCUUAUUUUUUAUUGGUCUAUUUUAUUAAUGCUGUAUAUUACUUAAUUUACUUGUGGUUGCAAGGGUAUUCAUUAUAUUUUUAUAUUGUACAUUAGUAUGCCUGUUUUUUAAUUUACCUGUAUGUUUGAGUAUCAUUUAAGUGACUGGCAUAAUGACUGUGGAAUUUAUUAUGCAAGCGAUUGUAUGAAUUGAUACAUUCCUUCACCGUACUAGUUGUUCCAUUGUUCAUUUAGUGAGUCGGUAUAACUAUACUACAAAGCGAUUAAUAGAAAAAACUCAUCAUAAGUACUGCUGACAUAAGAUUUGUGACAGUGAGAUAAUAUUUUCUGUAUCAAAUAUGCAAUUUUAUUGAAAUAGGCAUUACAUUUAUAAUUCUUCAUGAUUGUGUAAUGUAGUAUACAGUCAUACUCUAUAUUCUACAUAUCAACUAUGUAUGCAAUUUAUUUCAAUCUUAAUGUAAUGUUAUGUGAUAUUUCAACAUUUAUGUAUUUUUCAUAAAGAUACUGAUCAUAGUGCGUAGGCGUUGAUAUAUUAACUUAUCAGCAUUUGAAAGUCAAAUAUUUAGAAAUUCAUUAGUGAUUCACAAAGAUGUGCACAAUGUAUCAAUCUGUAGUAUAGAAAUACCAUCUAACUGGCAAGUAAUAUAUGCAAUUCUAAUAGGAAUCUUAAUGAUUGUUAGCACGUAAUUAUGGUGCCAAAUAUCUUGAGUGUUUCCCACCAUAAAUAGUACUAAUUUAAUUGUGAAUAAAAUUUUUCAUAUCAUUUUGAUAUGAUUGUGACCAAAUAUGACUAUAUCUGUUACUUGACAAAGACAAACUAACUUAGUAUGUUCCGUCGAUUUUAAUUAAUAUUUAUUCUCAAAUAUAAAUGGUACCAUUGUCCUAUAUUUAUUAGCAAAGUCAGUAUUUUAUGAGAAGGCUCAAAUUCCUGGCUAAUGUCAAUUCUUAUCUCAAAACGAAUCUUUUAUUUGGAGAUAAGGUCUGUCCAUUUAAUUAAGUCUUUGGUAAGAAGGGGUAAAGAUUGCAUUUGGGUUGGACGUCCUCUGCUUUCCCUGUAGACUGCGUAGUGUAUUUGGUGUUAUGCUUGAGUAGAUGUGUCUGCUUGGUGUUUAAUUGGCAUUGCUAUAUUGCGUCUCUUGACAAUAAAAUAGGCCUCACACCCAUUGUAGACUUUACCUCUUAUUGUAAAGACUGCACAAUCUGUGUUAACUUGUCAACGUUACUAUUUUAGACUUGUAGUAAUGUGAAUCACGCCGGCGUCAUUUUCCUAGGGCGAAUGAACUUCAUGUAAUUUAUUGUAAUCUAGGUAUCUGUAUUGGAACUUGAUAUUGAUAUUGUUGUAUACAUAUUCACAAUGCAAUGUGUUUAGUAAAUAAAUGGAUAUUUACUGUUA